Molecule: messenger RNA, 4910 nt
Organism: Frankliniella occidentalis (western flower thrips)
Lineage: Eukaryota; Metazoa; Arthropoda; Insecta; Thysanoptera; Thripidae
Gene: Usp15-31
Product: ubiquitin carboxyl-terminal hydrolase 31
Exons: 11
Coding region: 148-2973 (941 amino acids)
Biological process (GO): protein deubiquitination
Molecular function (GO): cysteine-type deubiquitinase activity
Source: RefSeq, a predicted model, not a curated record
CUCGGUGCUCAGUGCCUUAGCCGGAAUGACGGUCGCUGGUCGUGUCGGUGCCGCCCCGUCUAGUCGCAUCAUGUUAGGUGUUCGGGCCGAUAAUUAGCGCCGCGUCCGCGCGCCCCCGAUGUGUUCCUCCACCUCACAGUGUCAAUUAUGUCGGAGGCGACCGUUGCGAGCAUUAUGAAGUCCGCCUCGGAGGGAGAGCUGCUCGAGAAGGACGAGGGCCUGCUGCCAGUGAUAAACACGGUGGACAUCGAGAUGAAGGACUCGCCCGCCCUAACGUACCCCCACGAAAGUAGGCCUAAGUUAAAACGUACUUUCACCCUGCCGCGGUUCGGCAAAGCUAGGAUGAGCAAAAGGCGGGGGAAGCAUAAAGGCAGUUCGGAGAGUGUGAACAAGGAUAGUGUGUUAAAUAUCACCGCCAAUAGUGACAAUUCAAAAAAUGGCAAAAAGGUGUUCAAGAUAUCAUCGUUGAAGAAUUUUAUCAACAAAGUUGUGCAUCAUGUGUCAAGUGUUAGUGUGAACAAUAAAAAUUAUCGAAACUAUGACUACAUGACACGUAGACGUGCAGAUAGAACUGUGUCACUCUCAUCAUCAGAUGUCAGAGUUCCACCGACACGCCCCCUUCACCAAAUACCUGGUGACAAAGUGCCUGGAGUUAUUGGACUACGGAACCAUGGGAAUACGUGUUUCAUCAAUGCAGUGCUACAGUGUUUGUGUCACACAGACAUCCUUGCCGAAUAUUUUGUACUGGAUAUGUACAAAGCAGACUUAUCUCGGCGAAAUAAACUUAACAGUAAAAAAUAUGGUACGAAAGGUGAAGUUACAGAGCAGCUAGCUGUGCUUCUCAAAGCUAUUUGGGCCUGUCAGUAUGAUCCAGAGCUGUCGACCCAAUUUAAAUCUGUCGUUGAUAAAUACGGCAGUCAGUUUCGAGGAAACAAUCAACACGAUGCACAGGAAUUCCUCCUGUGGCUUUUGGACAAAGUGCAUGAAGACCUGAAUACAGCCACCAAGAAAAAGUACAAAGCAAUUAAGAACUCGGUCGGCCGGCCGGACGACGUGGUGGCGGCGGAGACGCUGGCCAAUCACAUCCGCUGCAACAACAGCUUCGUGUACGCGCUGUUCCAAGCGCAGUUCCGCUCGUCGCUCACCUGCCCCCAGUGCCGCUGCCAGAGCAACACCUUCGACCCCUUCCUGUGCGUCUCCGUGCCCGUGCCGCAGAACCAGCGCCGGCCCGUGUACGUCACCGUCCUCUACACCUCCCAGCAGCCCAGACAGGUCAAGUUGGGCCUCACCCUGCCACCGCACGCUGACAUUCGAGAGCUCCGCGAGGUGCUGGCGUCUGACACCAAGAUCGAUGAGCAGCACAUGCUCAUCACUGAGGUGGACGAUUUGGGAUUCCAUCGGACUUUCUCAGAUUCGGCUCCUCUGAAUACAAUCAAAGAGAAUGACCCUGUGUACUGUCUUGAGUUACCCCAGCUGAAGGAAGCAACUCAAGACACCGGGGAAUACCUUCUCUUGGUUUGGGUCAAUGCCCUAAUGGUAGAAGACCAUGGUAUUCGGUUUGGCAGCCCAUAUACCAUGCAAGUAGGCCGUGAGACAGCCUAUGAUGAUCUUCAGAAACUGAUUCUAAAGGAAAUGGCAAACAUAUUACAUGACGACGUCCUGACGGGUGGUCAGCCUGCUUCUCUGUUCCGUAUACGAGUGUUAGAUGGAUUAUCAGGAUCAUACCUCGACCCAGGUGUAGACCAUCCUUUGUACGUUGAGGCCAUAGACCAGGCCUUGGCCCUUUGUGAGGAAGAUGCAGGCCCUCUUCAUGUGCGUCUUGUACUUGAGUGGGACUUAGAAACAAAAGAGAGUACAAUUGCGGACGAUUCUGAUCCGAUGGAAGAGCAUGCCAGUGUAAAACAACUACAACAAAGCUCAGAGCAAGGAGGUGCUGUCACUUUAGAAGAAUGUUUUCAGUUAUAUACACGAGCUGAAGUUCUUGGAACUGAUAAUGCUUGGCAUUGCCCCUCUUGUAAAUCAAAACAGGAGGUUGAAAAACGAUUAGGGCUGUGGACAUUGCCUGAUAUUUUGGUAGUUCAUUUAAAGCGCUUUCGACAGUCUUCAGCCAAGCAGCGGUCUCCAGCCAAACUGACAACCCUUGUCAAUUUCCCCUUGUAUGGGUUUGACAUGACCCCACAUCUUGCUCCUGCUGCCCAAGAUAACUCUGGAAUGCAGACUUUGGGCGGCUUAGGAUGGUCUCCGUGGAAGCGUCCUAGAAGGCAUCACAGUGGAUCUCGCUAUGAUGACAAUGUUUAUGAUCUCUAUGCAGUUUGCAACCAUCAUGGCCAAGACCUUCAGUUGGGUCACUACACCGCAUAUUGCCGGAAUCCUUAUGACACUCAGUGGUAUCGGUUUGAUGAUUCAAGAGUGGAUACAGUUGCUGAAUCAGCACUGGUCACUCCCUCAGCAUACAUGCUGUUCUACCAACGUCGUGGUCUAGGCGGUUCUACAUCUAGCUCAAGUUCAGCUGCAUCAAGCUCUAGUGCUGGUUCCACAGAUCACUGGGUAUAUCGGAUGCCUAGGCCUGCUCCUCCAGCUAGUCAAAGCAGUGAAGAAAUCAGCAAGAAAAGCGGAGAGGUUGAACAAGGGACAAAUGAGGAAGAUAAUGACUCGAAAACAAAUUUUCAACGCAAUUCUCGUAAUUAUUCCACUCUCCAACCAAGUUCAAAGCGGUCUAUUGCCACAGAAACUGACAGUAGUGAGCUGGAUAGGCAUUCUGAUGAUGAGGCUGCUACAGGUGCAAGUUUAGGCUGGAGUCAGCAUGUAAGCAGUGCCAAAACCUCUCCAAAAUUAGAAAUUAACAAGAAUGAAACCUGUUCAUUAUUAGCUGAUGACACUGUCUCCACUAUUGAGAAACAAGUUGGUGAUUUAAAUGAAAGGGACGUGAUUUGUAAGAGCCCUGAACCUGAUGUAACAGAGUCUCGUGUUUAAAAAUUGUGUGUAGUGAAAUAGGUAUUUUUCACAAAUUUGUUGAUUUGUUAUUGCAGUUAUACUUGUGGAUUGCAGAAUAAAAGUAAAUUUGAGGUUCAUGGACCUCUGGUUAAACUACUGUUGCAGAGGCCCAUUUCUGACUGGUCUCAUGACUCUAGUCUUAAACAACACUGUUUUUUGAAACUUCAUUUGAAUUAUUUACACAAUGCAGAGUUUAUAUGUCCCUUAUGACAAUUGAAAAGUUUGAGAUAAGCACAUGGAAAUGUUUGAAAUCACUGAAACAUUACAAAGAUGCGAAGAUACUUGUGUUCUGAAUUAUUCUUUGGUGUUUAAUUGUAAUCUUUAUUCACUUUGUAUGUCCUAUUUUAUGUCUUUGUACCAGUCUUAAGGAUGUUUUUCAAUUAAAAAAUUUUCUUUAAAUUUGGUCGGAAUAGGUGUCAUUGUUGAUUUGAUAUCUUUAUCAUAUUUUAACAUUGUUUUUCUAAAACUUAUACUUUUUUGUUGUGAUGUAUUCUUUCCUUUAAUAUUUCCAUAGUUUUUUAUCUUUUACGAAUUUAGUCACUAGUGUUAAAACAAAAGCCACACUGGUGACAUUUGGGCUGUAUGUAACAAGAUUACAAAGAAGUGUAACUCUGAGAGUGCCCUAAUGAUUUUACAUUAACAUCUGGAGUGAGUUCUACAGUACUCUUAAUUGACAUUUACAAAAAUCACUCCUAAAUUCUUGCUCAACAAAGAAAGAGGACGUUUCAUUUAAAUUUUGUUUUAGAUAUCUGUUUGACCCUGAAUCUACUUUUUUGACGUCUCAAAUGUUUGAUGUUAAAGAACAAGUUAUUGUCAAGUGUUCAACUCUCAAGUUAGUAUGGAGAAGAAGACAGUUUUUUCAGAUAGUGUUCUUACUCAAGUAGUACUGUAUACCAAAUUAAUGUCUCCAUCUUGUUUUAAUUUUAAAAGCUUUUUAUGUCGUUUUACUACACUUCUCAAUUAUUGUGUUUGUAUAUAUAUUGCAGAGCUUCAUAAUUCUAUUUUCACUUUUUGUUUCAGUUUGAGAUAUUUAUUGUACUAUAAAGUAAAUUCUAUUAUUUUUUAUUAAUUUUAUUUUAGAAAAGUAUGAGCUGUGAAGACUGGUUCCAUUGAGAUAGUGUUGGGUGUAUGGUGUUUACAUGCAUCCAAUUGGUGUUUGGAUAUACAGGUAACAAACAGCAGGGUGACUUUUAUUUGGUCCAUAUGUGAAAGGUUGUGACUCAGGCAUGUUGAAAGGAUAGCAUUUAGUAGUACUUAAGAGGUGAAUUUUUGUGGAAGGAAACCUGAGAUGUACGGAUUCUAGUUUAUUUUCUUUGGAAAUUAGUGUGGGGAGUGCUGCUUAUUAAGGGCAUCAAUUACUGCAAGUUGCAGUGAUCACAAUCAUUCAAGUGACAGCUGUUUGGAACUGUUUGCCUCUUCCCAAAGGGGAUGAGAUGAUGGAAAUUUUUAAAUUAAAAUACAAGAAUACUCCUUUAAACAUAGUUUGAAUUAGUGUUGAACUUGAUGUUCUUUCUUCAGAAAUUCUCAAAUGGUCUCAUAUUGUUUUGGUUUUGUUUUUUAAAGAAAAAAUAUACCAUAGCUGAUUUCUCUGUCUUCCCUCUGUGUAUUACAUAAUGUGCAGUAUGCAUCAUUACAUUUCAUUGUCAUCAGAUAAAUCAUAACAUUAUGUAUGCAUGCACAUAAAUCAUUUCUGAGGCUGUGUGUGUGAUUAAUGUAUUGUAAAUAUUUUAAGACCAAGUUUGUAGUGAGAUUACAUCUUUGAAUAUAUAUUAUAUAUAUGUAAAGCUAAGUCUGUAACAAAUGCAUUGUAAGCUCAUGCAUUAUUCUUUUGGUACCAAACAAAAAUCUCAAUGUACAUGUUCAAUAGUUAAAUGUAAUGAUAUUUUCAUUAAGAAAUAAAGACUGUAAUCAUGUUA